AAGCCCAGUAAAGCGGAGAAGCAGAAGCUCCGCUGUGGUCAGCAGGUCUACGCCCCGCGCUGCUACAGGAGCCGAACAGGAGCUGCUCUCAUCGAGGAACGAACGUCGUCCUGAUGCCGGUCUCGUGUUCUUGGUGUCCACUAGUUUAUAUUUAUCUCCACACAUCACAGCUCAUCAAAAGAUGCCCCUGACGGUACUGAAAUGAGAAGAGACUUGUGAAUAUGGCGCCCAGAAGAAGCUCCAGUGGUCAGCAAAGGUCCUCUGGUGCUCUCCACACUAAAACAUCUCGCAGGUGGAAGCAGAGAAGCACCUCUGAGGAGAGAACUUACUUCUGCUCUGACUGUGGGAAGAGGUACACUAGACAGAGCAGUCUCAAACUGCACCAGCGCAUCCACACGGGAGAGAAACCGUUUCCCUGCUCAGAGUGCGGGAAGGCUUUUCUUCUGAAGAGCACUCUCCGGGUUCACCAGCGCAUUCACACGGGGGAGAAGCCGUUUGAAUGUCAGUACUGCGGGAAGAGCUUCAGAGACAGAGGAAAUCUCAAAGCUCAUCAGCACAUUCACAUGGCAGAGAAGCCGUAUCACUGCUCAGACUGCGGGAAGAGCUUCAACCAGCUGAGCCACCUCCAAAAACACCAGCGGAUUCACACAGGAGAGAAGCCGUAUCGCUGUUCAGAGUGCGGGAAGAGCUUCAAUCAGGAGAGCCACCUUCGAACGCACUCGCGCAUUCACUCAGGUGAGAAGCCGUUUCACUGCUCGUACUGUGGGAAGUAUUUCAGAGACCGAGGGAACCUGAAAACACACCAGUACAUCCACACAGGAGAGAAGCCGUAUUGCUGCUCGGACUGCGGGAAGAGUUUUAACCAGCAGAGUUAUCUGCAAGUACACCAGCGCAUCCACACAGGAGAGAAGCCGUACUACUGCUCAGACUGCAGGAAGAGCUUCAGACAUUUGAGUAGCUUCAAGAAGCAUAAGUCCCAAAAAACCACAGUCAAGGAGAAAGCCCACCACUGCCCGAAGUGCGGAAAGAGUUUCUCUAGACGGACUCACCUGCGAGACCACCAGCGCAUCCACACAGGAGAGAAACCGUAUCACUGCCCGGAGUGCGGCAAGAGCUUCAACCAGCGGAAUAACCUCCGCCUGCACCAGCGCAUCCACACGGGAGAGAAGCCGUUCUGCUGCUCGGACUGUGGGAAGAGCUUCACGGUUCGUGGUCAGUUCCAGCUGCACCAGCGCAUUCACACUGGAGAGAAGCCGUACAAGUGCUCAGAGUGCGGGAAGAGCUUCAGGAACGGCGGCCACCUCACGACCCAUCAGCGCAUCCACACUGGAGAGAAGCCGUACACCUGCUCGUUCUGCGUCAAGAGCUUUCGCAACAAGGCCAACCUCAUCACGCACGAGCGCAUCCACACCGGAGAGAAGCCGUAUCACUGCUCGGAGUGCGGGAAGCGCUUCAGUGACGGAGGUGGUCUCAAAUCACACCAGCGCAUUCACACAGGAGAGAAACCGUAUUACUGCUCGGACUGUGGCCGGAACUUCAGGCAUCUGAAUUCUUUAAAGAUACACAAAUGCACUAAGGGAUGCUUAUGAUGUGUGAGCGGGUCGAAUCAAAACCAGGACUGCUGUUAUCAGCCUUUGGGUUCCUCUGAUUAAUAUUAUCUGUACGGUCUAAGUAGCUCAUAAUGAGGAGAGAUGUUACUGUUGUAAGUAAGAGAUCUGGGGCUGUAAUACAGAAACAUCCUAAUUCUAAAAUCUGAUCUGAAUAUGGGACAGUAGCUAUUCCAGAAUAUCAGCUCCUACCUUCAUUAUCUCAUCAUUAACUCCAGGUUAGAAAACAGCAUCACACAAACAUCCUGACUAGACCAAGCCUCCUAAAUCCUGUCCUAACUUUAGGAUGAACCCCAGCAGGGUCCUGACUCCUGUUUAA
Molecule: messenger RNA, 1926 nt
Organism: Pygocentrus nattereri (red-bellied piranha)
Lineage: Eukaryota; Metazoa; Chordata; Actinopteri; Characiformes; Serrasalmidae
Product: zinc finger protein 501-like
Exons: 3
Coding region: 222-1589 (455 amino acids)
Biological process (GO): regulation of transcription by RNA polymerase II
Cellular component (GO): nucleus
Molecular function (GO): DNA-binding transcription factor activity, RNA polymerase II-specific; RNA polymerase II transcription regulatory region sequence-specific DNA binding
Source: RefSeq, a predicted model, not a curated record